Centruroides sculpturatus (bark scorpion) is the source of this 636-nucleotide messenger RNA. RefSeq names its product phenylalanine--tRNA ligase alpha subunit-like. Gene Ontology annotation, molecular function: ATP binding; tRNA binding; phenylalanine-tRNA ligase activity. The record is from RefSeq and is a predicted model, not a curated record. The transcript has a single exon. The coding region runs from base 1 to 636 and encodes 211 amino acids. NCBI's taxonomy places the organism in Eukaryota, Metazoa, Arthropoda, Arachnida, Scorpiones, Buthidae. Gene Ontology annotation, biological process: phenylalanyl-tRNA aminoacylation. Gene Ontology annotation, cellular component: cytoplasm.
AUGAAAGUAGAAGCGGUUAAAACUUGGGAAGAUUUGAAGAAACUGAAACACGCUUUUUACGGACCAACGGGACCAGUCGCCAAACUGAAACAAAAACUUAAAAAUGCUUCGCCAGUCGAAAAACCUACGCUUGGCAAAAAGUUGCAAAAAUUAGUGGCCGACCAAGAAAAAAAGUUCGCUGCGAUCGUUAAAAAUUUAACCCAGCAAGCGAUUGACGAGCGAAUCAAAACCGAGUCGGUUGACAUUGGCAGUCCGACCGCUCCUCUGGGCAGUCUCCACCCGCUGACGCUAGUGGCUAACCGCGCUCGCCAGUGGUUACUUGCUCAGGGCUACUUUGAAACAGUCGGUUCGGCGGUCGAGAGCGAUGAAUUUAACUUUGAACGUCUUAGCAUCCCGGCCGAUCACCCUUCGCGCGAAAUGCACGACACGCUCUACUUAGAUAAAUCCAACUUACUGCGCACUCACAACACCAGUUUGUCGGCCCGCGAAAUGGCACUUAGGCCAAACCAAUCUUUCGCGCAGUUUUCGAUCGGCAGCGUUUACCGCAACGACGUUGACGAUGCAACCCACUCGCACCAGUUUCUCCAGUUAGACCUAGUCAACGUUGGACCCUACGGAUUGCCGGAGUUAAUUUGA